Messenger RNA from Amaranthus tricolor (Joseph's coat), 2944 nucleotides. RefSeq lists its product as uncharacterized. The transcript has 19 exons. Gene Ontology annotation, molecular function: protein binding. Lineage: Eukaryota; Viridiplantae; Streptophyta; Magnoliopsida; Caryophyllales; Amaranthaceae. Bases 413 to 1807 code for a protein of 464 amino acids. The record is from RefSeq and is a predicted model, not a curated record.
UGGGGUUAGUGUUGGUGUUGGUGUUUGGUGUUUGGUGUUUGGUGUUGGUGUUCCAUCUGCAGGUACUAAAAGCAACUUAUGAUUCUGAAGUAGAAUGAAAAAUCCCGCGAAAUAACGCAAAAAAAUGAAACAAAGCAAAUCAGAAACCUCCAACCCUAAAGGCUUACACUGAAGUCCUCCGCUGUGCAGUGUGCCGUCUCCCUCUCCAGUCUCCUCCGGGUUAAUUAAUUCCUCCACGGUGCCGUCUGCAGCCGCCAUAGCCUUUUCGCCAUUGGAGAAAACGCCUGAGUGGAAUUGGAAGAAAGAUGGUGGGAUACACAAGAAGCAUCCUUUGAGUUAGCCUUUUCAAUCUAAAACCCAAGAAGAAAGAGAUUUAGGGAAAUUAGAGGAUUCAAGAAACUUGAAGGUUCAAAUGGAUCGAUAUGCAUUACCACUUGAGCUUUCUCCACCUUAUCCUAAGCCAAUCAAAAGGCCUUGUUGGAAAAGAACUGCUAUUGAAUUGGAUGGCCGUAUUCAAUCUAAGUACAAGAGAGAUGACUUAGAAUUAUUAGUUCAAUCUUACUCCGAGAUUGGCGUGUUUCCACACCAAUAUUAUACAAAUGGAUCUGGAUCUCGAUGUUGCACAUAUAAUGAUGGAACUUUGUCACAUUUACAAUUUGGUCGGAACAGGUAUGGCAUAUCUGCAUUGGACUUUGAUAAGCAGGGAAUAUAUUUAGCAUCAGUGACAAAAUCUGGAUGUUUAACGGUGCACGACUUUGAAUCCCUUUAUUGCCAAUUGUUCAAUGAGGAUGAACCAAAGCAUCUUUUACAUAUAUCUACCCAUAAUCAACUUGAUAUUGUCCGUUGGAAUCCUGGUAACCAAGAUGAGGUUGCCUGCACAUCAGGGAAGAGCAAUGAAAUUAAAUUAUUCGACAUUAGUUAUGUCUCUUCGGUCCCUGCUGAAAUUUUGACGAAGAAGUCUGCUGUCACAAUCCAUGGUUGGGAUACUGAUACGGGUUUGUCGGAUCUGGCAUUUACAUCAUCUGACAUUUCCAGAGUUUAUGCUAGUGAUAAUUCUGGCUCAAUUAAUAUAUGGGAUAGAAGAAGAAGCCUGAUGUCAUCUGUUCAGCUGACAUCUAAUUCUCGCAAUGCUCUCAACAGUUUACAAUUGAAUGUUGAUAAUCAGGUGGUUUUUGGAGCAGGCAAGCAGGGCAUGAUUUAUAUAUGGGAUCUUCGUGGUGGACGAAAUGCUGCUGCUUUUCAAAGUCAUAAUAAGGCUCAUCCUCCAAUGAUGUCAGUGAAUAUAUCGUCCCUACUGGAGAAAAUAGACUCAUUGAAGGCACAAUCAGAUAUCGUUCGAAAAGAUGUACACUCAAUCAAUUUGGAUCCAUCGUCUAAUUCUCGUUUUGCUUUCCACCUUGAUGAUGGUUGGUCUGGCAUACUUGAUAUCCAUAGUUUAGCAGUGACGCAUAUCCACUGCCCUCCGCCUGGUUGGUUGAAUCACUCAGACAUGUCAUCUAGCUUAUAUUAUAUUAGAAGACCAUCGUGGCUAUCUAAAAAUUCAAUUUAUGUAGUUGGAUCAGCAUCAGAAAAGGGACUUCACCUUAUAGACUUCUAUCCUGACACCAGCUCCCCGUGUCAUGUGGACUGCAGCGAGAAACAGGCAGUCCUUUCCAGGAGAAAUGGAUUCGUCCCUCUGUCAGAAUUUGUUUCCGCAUGUGCUGUACAUCCACUGAACGAUAACAUUGUGGCUGGGACUCAGGAAGCAUCAUUGCUCAUUAUUGGCCAACAGAAAAAAGCCUUUUGGGGUGAUGAUGAAGAUUCAUGAAAUAUCAAAUAAUCUACCCAUCGCUAUCAAGCUUAGAUUCCCAUACGACUAAAACCCCAAAAUACUGCUAAAAAGAUGCAAUUCAAGCCAUUUGGAAGUUGGAACCAAUGGGAGAAUGAUCUACACUUUUUGUUGAAGAAUGUGUCAUUGAAGCUUUCUAAUGCCGAAACAUCAAUGGUCAAAGGAGUUGCAAAUUGGACGUGUGAUUGGAGCAUGAAAGAUUUUGAUUCUAUCUUGUAAUUACUCUUCGUCUUGAGGUUGGUUGUCAUGUUAAUUUGUAGGUGUAGCUUAGAAAUCUAAGCUACUUGCCUAACUACGUUUUUGUAGGACAUCUAUAUAAUAAUUAGGUCAUUUAUGCUCCUUGUUUAUCAUCAACAACUAACAUUGGCUCAAUAUGGGUUGAACUUGGAUACUUGCAAGCUCCAAGUAUGAAGAUUGAAGAGUGGAGGAACAUUUUCCAAGGGCUUGUGCUUGUUUAGUUUAACAUAGCUAUGCGGGUAACGAUUGGUAGUCUAAGUAGUCGUAGUUGUAGCUGUAAUGUUGCAGUAUAAUUCUAUUUCUAGAUAUUAGAUUUUUUUUAUGUUUAAUAAGUUGUGUAAGUUAAAUAUAUUCGAUAAAGUAGCGAUUAUGAUAGCUAUUGGAGUAUAAUUUGUUGAGAAAAUUGUAAAGAUCUUAAAAUAUUACAUCAAAUAGUAGAAUGCUAUAAGCUGUAAUGUUUUGAAAAUAAUUUCUUGAAUUACUAAAAACUAUUUAAACUUUUAUUUAUAGAUCCUUGACAUUUUUCAAAGUAGUAUUUUAGUUUAUUAAACCAUUAAAAACUACCAACGCUACUAUGUGCGUCGUUGCAACCUGCCCUUGGUCCAUCAGCGAUCACAUUUCACAUAGUAAUGAGUAAUGGCAAAUAGAUGUCAUUGAAUUGAGCACCACAUAAGUGUGGGUUGUGAUAUCAUAAAAAACUGAUAAAAAAAGCUUUUAAUCAAAAGAAAAAUUCUAAAAAAUUUUAAUUUCCAAAAUAAGUGUUUUCAUGUCAAAGUUGAGGUUAGAUAUAUUUGUUGUCAUUAACAUCGAACAAAUGAAUUGGUAAAAAAGUAAAAAUUCUUUGUUUACAAUUAGUAACAGCGAACAAAAGAAAGACGA